AGUGUGGGACACGGCUGGGGUGGGGUGGGGGGAAGCGCCGCCACCGUGUGGACGCAAAUGCGGGGCAAUCCCGGAAUAGAGAUGUUUUUGAGCCGCGCGGUGUGUCCGCUUCGGCCCACGAACCUACCUCCUUCAACCCGUCGCGAAAACCUGAAACCCCUCGGAAGAAGCCGGCCAACCUCCUAGGUCUCUUCUUCCUCCCGAGAAAGCGUAAGACGAGGAAAUCCUCCCGGGAAGAAAAGUCACGUUUUGUGUUUCCACCCUCGCGGGAAACAUUUGAUGGUAGCAGGGGUGCUUUUUUUUUUAAUGGGAACAAAAUCGGAACCCCUCACGAGUGGGGUAGUUUUCAUAUAUACUGUAGGUUCGUUUCUGAGAGGAGCAAACGGUUGCUGUUUAUGCGAGGCGACUUUUUAUACGCCGAGAGGAGUCGCUUCCUUGGCGCAGGAACUCUUGCAGGAUUGGAGAUCCGAGGGAGACAGCAAACAACAACAACCGAAAGACCGUGCAUCCUGGAAAAGCAACAACACGACAACAACAGAAAGACCGUGCAACCUGAAAAAAGAGAGACAAGGCAUGCACUUUUGUAACUGAAGACUCUGUAUCAAAGCACCUAUAGGUGUUACAUUUUCCCCGAAGGGUGCCCACCAGGCACACAAAGAACUACAAAGGAAGUUGAUCCGAAGACCCCUGGUGUGGCAAGAAUGACUUCAAGUUGUAUGAUUCCAGUGUUUGCUUUGAUGAUUGGGUGUUUAGCCUCUGCAGGUCCCGUGCCUACGAGCGAGUGUGCGUUGUCACCUGUCAAUAGCUCCCACCCAGUUCAAGCCUUGCUUGAGAGCUUUACAGUUUUAUCCGGUUGUGCGAGCAAAGGGACCGUUGGAUUACCACAGGAAGUUCAUGUCCUCAAUCUCAGGAGCCCCGAAGAAGGCCUUGCCCACCAUGAAAGAGAGGUCACCUUACAUUUGAAUCCGAUUUCUUCAAUUCAUAUUCACCAGAGGCCAUUGGCAUUUAUACUGAACUCUCCUGUUCCCUUGGUAUGGAAGGUGAAAACAGAAAGACUUGCCCCAGAGAUUUCGAGGUUUUUCACUGUAUCAGCAGGUUCCAUUGUGCAGUUUGAGAAAGAAAAUUUCUCCUUGUCCGCAAAAAUAGAGGAAAAACCUCUCCCUCAAGGAAAUAAGCAUCUGCUACAGUGGGCCCAAAAGGAAUAUGGGGCAGUAACAUCUUUCACUGAACUCAAAAUAUCCAGGAACGUUUACAUCAAAGUGGGUGAAGAUCAGUUUUUUCCUGCAACAUGCAAUAUAGAGAAGAAUUUUAUUUCCUUGAACUACCUUGCGGGAUACCUGCAACCCAAGGCAGCAGAAGGAUGCAUUGUCUCCAGCAUGGAUCAAGAAAGAGAAGUUCACAUAAUUGAACUAAUCACACCAGACUCUAACCCAUACAGUGCUUUCCAGGUGGAUAUCAUCAUUGACAUUCGACCAUCUCGGCCAGACACCACACUUGUCAGGGAUCUUGUACUUAUCCUCAAGUGCAGAAAGUCUGUCAACUGGGUCAUCAAGUCACAUGACGUGAAGGGGAAACUGGAAGCAAUUGCAGCAAACAGUGUUGGCUUUGGAAAGGAAACGGAACGCUCAAUGGUGAUGACUAAAAACAUAUUUCCCAAUAUUCCCUCCUCUCAUGAGAGUUUGAUUACGUGGGCUUAUGACCAUGGCUACCAUCCGGUUACUUCCUAUACAAAAGCACCUGUUGCUAAUAGGUUCCAUCUACGCCUUGAGGACACUGAAGAGAUGAAUGAUGAGGAAGACCAUUUCCCACCAGAGCUGAAGGAGCUGCUGCGUGGCGUUAACCCGCUGCCAGCUCCACUCGCGCCCUCAAGCGAAGGCGUUAGUUUUGACUUCCACUUCCAUCAAGAUCAUGAUGGAAACUUGCCAUCAACUGAUAUGGUGGACACAAUUAGGACCAAUCGUGGCUUUGAGCAUCUCCUUCCAAAAGUCCCAGAACCAGAAGAAGUUCAGGGUAGCGUUCAUGUUGCCAUGACGGUGAAGUGUGAUGACACGUCCAUGAUUGUAGCUGUAGCAAAAGACUCACUGGAGGCUAGCGGUUACAUCGGGACACAACUCUCUCUGCUGGAUCCUACAUGUAGAGCUAAGACAAACAAGACCCAUUUUAUUUUGGAGUCAUCACUGCAUGAUUGUGGGACUCAACGAAUAGCCUAUGCCUUGGAUAACGUGUAUCUGAACUCUAUUGUUAUCCAUGUGCCGUCACCAGUUGAGGCCAGUGGUUGGGCGGUUGACUAUGAAGACAUGGAAUCAGGGGAUAAUGGAUUCCCUGGGGACACUGAUGAAACAGACGUCGUCAUUUCCAGCAGGACUGAAAUUGUUCGGUUCAACUGCACGUUCCACCAGCUGAACUCUCCGAAAUCUCCUAAGCACUAUUCACCUGAAUCGCGCAUCGGCAACGUCACCUUCAGCAUGGAACUUUAUGAAACAGGCCUCUUCCGUACCCCAACCCAAGGGUUCUUCUCCGUUGCAGAGAACGGCCAGAUCUUUGUUGAGAUUUCUGUGACCAAGGCUGAAAAAUCCCUGAGCUUUGCAAUCCAAACCUGCUUUAUAUCUCCACAUUCAUACCCUGACAAGAUGUCGGAGUACACCAUCAUUGAGAACAUUUGUCCUAAAGAUGAAUCUGUAACAUUCUACAACACCCCAGCUAAUUUUCCAAUGCAAAAUGCACAGAUGGACAGAAAGCGGUUCAGCUUUAUGUUUAAGUCUGUAUUCAACACUUCCCUUCUCUUUCUUCAUUGCGAGGUGACUUUGUGCACAAAGAAAGAAAAAUAUACUCAAGAGCUGGCCAAGUGCAUCCCUCCUGAUGAAGCUUGCACCUUUCUUAGUGUUGAUAUGAUCCUAGCAAUGAUGCAGAAUAAGAAAACCUUCACCAAACCCCUUGCUGUGAUAUCUCAUAAAGGGAAGCCAGAAGAUAAACCUCCUUCUUACUCGAAACCUCCUGAAGGAUUAGCACCUGUCUUCCACGGCCUGGACACUUUGACAGUCGUGGGCAUUGCCUUUGCAGCCUUUGUUAUUGGUGCGCUGCUGACUGGAGCACUGUGGUUUAUCUAUUCUCACACAGGAGAACCGGCAGCAAGACAGCCGGUCCCCACAUCCCCGCCGGCCUCUGAAAACAGCAGCGCAGCCCAUAGUAUCGGCAGCACACAAAGCACCCCCUGUUCCAGCAGCAGCGCAGCCUAACCCAGGGGGCAUGAUGCAAGCCCUCGAAACCAUGUAGGGGAGCAGAGGUUCGAAAGGAGCUGUUUGUUGCCGUUUGCUUCAAAACGAUUGGUUUGGAUUCUUUGGCAGAACAAGGAAGGAUUUUCUUCGUGUUCCUCGAACUUCUUGCAGCAUGCUCUAGGCUCACACACGACAAAGCUAUUUACAAACAGCUGUGGAUUGUGCAGAAAACAUCCGCAGGCUCUCGAUGUGAGACACUAGUCGGUUCCCCAACCAUAAACGCUGUGUUGUCUUGACAGAAUCAUAAGUACUAGGUUCUGCAAACGUCAAGGAGACACGAGGUGUUUCUGUAAAGGGAUUUCAGUCUCAUAAGCUGGGGGGAAAGGUUUUGUUCUCUGUCUCGUUUGAUCCGGGGAUUCCACCUCACCAGAACGAGAAAGCUUCCAGCACAGAGGAUUACCCGUUGCCAUUAUCGCAAUAUAUACAUCUUGCUCGUUUCUGUGGUUUUUGAGCUUAACUCAGUGCUGUGUUUGGCCCACCAUUAUCUUGUCCACCACAUCAGGGAUUUGCCUUCGCCAACCUUUAGCAAACAGAAACUAAAGUAAUGUUUCCAUACAUAACAUGGGGUGUGGGACAUGUGUUGAUUUGAUAUUUCUGAUGACUUCCGUAUACGUCUGUUUAUCCAUCCCAAAGCCUGCUUGCAAUCAGGAUGCAACAUUCAGUGCCAUUUCAGUUUCUUAAUUUAUUUUUUAUUAAUUGGAGCUAUCAACCUUUGCAGAGGAGUUAGCCCAAAAGUCUUUUACAGUACAAUGUCUGCCACCUGCUACAAGUAGGCCAGCAAUUUGCAUACAAUUUGCAUGCAAAGCCACAUGGCGCCAAUGCGCACAUGCUGCUCCUGCACAUACAACGAGCAUUUCCAUUGUGUGUGCAGAAACUUCCCUGAAAUUAUGGUGAAUGAGGGAGACCAGUAUAUGCCCCAGGUGCUGUGUCCAUACUGAAAAACCCAUGGGGGUGUAACUUGGGGUUAUUGCAAGUAAUAUUAAAACCACAUGUGAAUGGUCAGCACUUGUGUGCUCCAAAGUGAGGUUGGCUAUGGACCAGUUUUGAACCUUAGGCCCCUGAAUAUACUUCUGCAAAUGUGGUCAUUGCCAAAGUUCAGGAAAAUAUAGAAAAUAUAGUCCUAUUUGUGGUAGGACUAAGCCUUUUGGUUUUUUGAUUCACAGUGAUCUAGAAGCACAUUUUUAGAUCUGCCAAUGAGUGCAAGUGUUUCUAGUUGUGACUUGGAGACAACUACGGCUCUGUGUUUUCGGACUGUUCUACAAAAUAUACAUAGAUAUCAUUGUCUUUUUUGCUGUAUAUAAUCUGCAAUUAGCUUACUGUUAUCGAAAAUUCUUAGGUCAGAGCUUCAUUCUUUGCUUCUUCUAAGUUUUCCAAAAUUUUGUGGUGAUUUUUUUUUAAGCAUUGAAAGGAGAAAACUAUUGAGCUAAUUGUUCUGUAUGACUCACCAUGAAUAGGAAUGGAAGGGUUCCUUAAAAGCCCCUUUCUGGUUUGUAUCCAGUUGCUAGUUAGUCAUCGCAACGUUGCAAUUGGAUAUCUCCCAAAGUAGCAUUUGGAAUGCAAAAAAGAGCAAGCCGGUACUAAUUUUCAUAAUAUUUUUUAUAACUCUCGCCUCCCGCUAGCCUUAAAGUACCUUACCUCCCAAAUGAAAACCAAAGGUUGCAAUUUGAAACUGUAGGAAUAUUGAGUUGUCGUUUUGUGAGCUGAAACAGAGUCUCCUGAAUCCUCCUCCUUGAAAACAAAAUAAGAGAUAUUCUCCCUUUGCAAACAGUUCACAUAACCUUCAAUGGAUAUGGCUUUUUUGUUUUGUUUGGCCUUGCUGUAGCAGGAGGCACAGCGGGGCUUUGCUGAAGCAGGUCAGAUCUCUCCCCUGGCUUCCGGGGCCCAUCUGAGAGGUGGCGGAACGCCAUUGUGGCACGUUCCAGCUAGGGGGGAAAGCCCUGCCUAGAUAUAACACAGGUUCAGUUCCUCUGUUGCCCUUAACCCGAACCACCCUUUUAGCCUAUUGGGUUUUACACUGGCAAAAGUGACAAAACUUCACAGGGGCUGGUGAACCGACAGAAAAAAAGGCUCUUGGCCUAUUCGUAAUAUAUCAAAAAUAAAUAAAUUUGAACUUGCAUAAUUCACAUUCUCAAAAGUGUUUGCGGGGUUGGAUUAGUGAGAGGUAUGUGGAUAAGCAGUAUGCUACCUGUGUAUUUAAAAAGAAUGCGCUUUGCCUAACCUUCAGCUGAAUGUAUUAGAUAAUCAUAUUCUAUGUAUGAAAACCUUUAAAAUGUCUUCAAAGAAGACUAGAGUCUUUUAAGUCCAUCAUAGCUAUAUUUUACUACAUUAAAUGUGGGCACAAGUAUAAAUAUAUAUUUAAAUAUAAGUGGCUUUAUAUAAGAUGUUUAAUUUCAGUUACUGUGAAUUCUACGGUUUUAUACGCUCUUUCUCUGCCCUCCUCUAACCCUCCCCCACCCCCCAGAUUUUUUUAAAACCAGAGAUAUUAUUGGAAGUAUUAUAAACUUGGUUGUUGGAAUGAAAGGUUACAUUUUUGUGUAAAAUAAUUAAAAUAAUUUUGUGUAAAAUAAUUAAAUGUAUAUUUUUGAGAGAAAGAGAUGCUGCAUUAUCAAUAUUUCUAUCAAAAUUGACUGAAAACCUAGAUCUAUAUUUACGGACAUACAAAACCAAAACAGGCAAUAUUUACAAGCAGACGAAUGACAUUUUUCUAGGCUUAUGUUCAAGAAUAAUUAAUUCAUUGACCGUGAUGCACUUAAUUGUGAAUGCUUCAGAAUGCUCACUUUAUUGCCGUAUAUACCAAUUUUUAUUAUACUUACUUAAAUGGAAAGUUCUGGAGCUAAUGGAAAAUUUCUGUUGGUUAAUUGACAGUAGAGCAAAUGCCAGGUGCAAAUGAUAUCCCUAAAAAACAUUUAUGCUGCUUAUGCAGUUAUUUGUUCAUUUGCUUUGAUCCAGAGAUAUGUGUGCGCUAGGAUGCAUAAGCACAUCUCUGGUUCCCAUGGGUUGCUCCAAUAGACUGGAGGAGCAAAAGGCAUGUGUGGAUUGGAUCCGUUCCCGGAAAUUAAUAGGAAGUUCUUGUGAAUGAGAGAAUUCCAUACCUGCUUUGCAGCUCUGUGCUCAUCACUGGUAAAAGGUGUAAACCACAAAGCCAUUUGGUUCAAAGUAUUGCUGUUGUUUUCUAGGGUGAGCUGUCAAGUCCUUAUAUUAGCAAUAGUGGAGGGCUGAGUAAUGCUUUUUUUUAAUAAACCAGCCAUGUACUAAGAAAGGGAAUUUAUGAACAGAUACCUUUGCCGUAAGAGAGAACAAUGGUUUCUUCCAAUGCCAUUGAAGUCUAUUUUUAUGCUACAAAUGUGAGCUCUACAUUUUGAAGUCCUUUAUUAUUUCCUUCUUUUCAUGUUUGAUGUUGUGUGCUAUUUCAUUUCAUGUUGUAUAGUAGUGUUUUUGAGAACUUUGCAUUGUCUCACUGACAAAGUGUUAAACUGUGCAAGUGGCUAGCCUGCACCUCGGUGUGUCCAAAAGGAAAUUUAUUCCAUUAUGAGUUUCACAUUUCAGAAUGAUUUUGGAAGUUCAAGGAUAACAUAGCUUCUGGGUCACCUCUAACUACAGGGUUUAGAAUUCAAAGUAAUUAUGAUGUUAGUGAGGCAGGGCUUUCCUUUGCAGAAGCCAUACUGAUUCUUCUUUGGCAAAGCUUGUUCUUCAGUAUAUGCAACAAACUUAAUGUUAAUAUCAUCUUCUAACAGUUUAUUUGUCUAGGGAGACAGGUCUCUGAUUUCCUGGUUCCCCCCUCCCUGUUUCCUUUUUAAAAUUCUUCCUGCAUCAGCUACCUUCCAAUUUUGAAGGCUGAUUUUAAUAGGCUGCAUAUUUUUGUUGAAAGUUCAGACAUUUCACAUUUGAAUUCUUUAAAGGCUAUCAGGUGAAUGCCCGGGCAACUUGUUAAUUUGGAAUUUGACAUCAGCUUUUGUUACCACCAUUUGCCAUUGCUCUUCAGGCACCCUUAGUAAAAAGCAAGGCAUGUCCCUCACAACACUUUCCCGACCGACACCGAUAGAAAGAAUUCAUCCUGUUUUUUGUCUCCUCCUCCUUUCAUACCCUAUGACAUACAUGGCUGAUUUCCUGUUUCAGAUACAUUAACAGAUCAAGAUAUUGGAUUUUUUAAUGCUAUAGCAAUUAACUCCUCAUAUUCCUCAUUUGCUUGCCUUAUCAUCAACUUGCCUUUGCACAAUGCUUGCCAGUGCGAGGGAGGUCCCAUCACAUAACUUAAGCUACUAAAAUUGGGAACGCAGAAUUAAGGUUUAAGGAGAAAUGAUUUCUCACUUGUCAAGCUGUUUCCCCACCCAGAAACUGCAUACACACCAGAGUACUUUGCUUGUUUUGCCCUUACAGUAUCUAAUCACUCACGUUUGACUUUCCAAUAUCUUUGCAUUGAACAGCUGUUACUUUAAGGUCACGUAAAGUCAACAUGUCACACAUUGUGUAGGGUUGACACAGGUUUAAAAUACUGUAGAUAAGUCAGAAAUUAGAUUGUUACAACAAGAGAAGAAAAAAAGCCCAUGUAAAAAUCCAUAUAAACUCUUUUUUUUGCUCUCUGGCGCCAUCUGGUGCAUCUACGCAUUCACAUUGUAUUAUUGUGACGAAUGUAGCUGAGUCCAGAGUUCUGUGUAUUACUUUGAAAGAGGAUUGUAUGUUGAUUCUCCCCCCC
Messenger RNA from Zootoca vivipara (common lizard), 7968 nucleotides. It is a transcript of the gene TGFBR3, whose product is annotated as transforming growth factor beta receptor 3. The record is from RefSeq and is a predicted model, not a curated record. Gene Ontology annotation, biological process: transforming growth factor beta receptor signaling pathway; epithelial to mesenchymal transition; cell migration. Gene Ontology annotation, molecular function: transforming growth factor beta receptor activity; transforming growth factor beta binding; glycosaminoglycan binding. Lineage: Eukaryota; Metazoa; Chordata; Lepidosauria; Squamata; Lacertidae.